Molecule: messenger RNA, 3106 nt
Organism: Catharus ustulatus (Swainson's thrush)
Lineage: Eukaryota; Metazoa; Chordata; Aves; Passeriformes; Turdidae
Gene: BARD1
Product: BRCA1 associated RING domain 1
Exons: 11
Coding region: 1-2358 (785 amino acids)
Molecular function (GO): protein binding
Source: RefSeq, a predicted model, not a curated record
AUGAGGGAGGCACUGCGCGGACGCUCGGGCAACCAGCCGGCCCCGAGCAGCCCCCUCUGCCCCGCCGCUCCCCCCAUGGCGCAGCCCUGGUCCCACACGCGCGCCGCGCUGGGACGGCUGGAGAAGGCGCUGAGCUGCUCCCGCUGCGCCGGCGUGCUGCGGGAGCCCGUGUCCCUGGGGCAGUGCGAGCACGUCUUCUGCCUGUGCUGUGUGAGUGACUGUGUUGGCACCGAGUGCCCUGUGUGCCACAUGCCAGCCUGGGUGCGGGACGCGCAGAUCAACCGGCAGCUGGAUAACAUGAUCCAGCUCUGCAGCAAGCUGCGGCAGCUCCUGGGCACUGACACCUCAGAUUCAGCAGAAGUUACAUGCACACCGACUGACUCAAACAUAGGAAAAAAGAGCAACAAGGAGCAGAUAAAAAUGUGGUUCAGCCCAAGAAGCAGGAAGAUUCGAUGUGUGGUGAACAGGAGUCCUGCUGAGACUAAAAGCAGUGCCCUUAGUCAAGACACAUCUUCAGUUUAUGAUUUCUUUCCUUCCCCUCCUGACGAAAAGCCCUCCAAGCCGACAAAAAGACCAACCCAGAAGCAGAGUAAGAAGAUGAAGAAGAAACAACUAGCAGACAUUAACAAAAAGUGGAGCUUAGAGAAACCUGAGCAGAAAAGAGCUGAGGAGAAGACUCCCAAGCAAAAGUGUGUGACCAUCUGCAGUCAGCCAGUAGUGCUGUGCACUCAGGAACCAAAGAGUCCUGAAGAAAGAUCUCAGCAGGAGUCUGUAAAGAAAGCUGACUCCAGCAGUAAUACAGAGGAUGUGGCAGUUCCACCACAGGUAGAAUCCUCAGAGAAGAAAGAUAACAGUGAGGUUGUGUGCUCUGCAGAAGAUAGCAAGGAAAAAAAUGCUGCAGAAACAUUGCUGUCAAUAGCAAAUGAAGUUACACCUUUGAAACGUGGAAGGAAGCAGUCCAUACUUCAGGGUACUCCUCAGUCCAAAAGAGCAAGGAGAAGUGAGGGGAACAUUCCUGGGGAGUCAGGCAGGCAGGCCAAUGGCCUAGAGGAGUCACUGCAGGGCUCCCCCAUCUCCCCAGCCACUGAUCAGACACCAGUUAAGAUUUCCUCCUCUACAUCCAAACCCACUGACACUGGAAUGAAGACAAGAUCUGCAGCCCUUCAAGCAAUAAGCAGUCCUUCCCUCUCAGAGUGUCCCUCUACCCCAUCCACUUCUAAGACUUGCAGUCAAGUAGCAACAGCACUCAGUCCUUCUGUGUUGAGAUCCCCUGGGGUCAACCCAAUUGCCAGAAGAAAUUACAAGGGAGAGACUUUGCUCCAUGUUGCUUCCAUCAAGGGUGACUUAGCAGCUGUGGAGCAGCUGCUGAAAAAUGGGGCAGAUCCCAAUAUCAAAGAUAAUGCUGGCUGGACACCACUGCACGAGGCGUGUAACCACGGGCACAGGGACGUGGUGGAGCUGCUGCUGCAGCACCGGGCGCUGGUGAACACCACGGGCUACCAGAACGACUCCCCCCUGCACGACGCGGCCAGGAACGGCCACCAGGCCAUCGUGGAGCUGCUGCUCCAGCACGGCGCCUGCCGGGAUGCAGUUAAUAUAUUUGGUCUGCGGCCUGUGGACUAUGCAGAAAGUGAAAAGAUGAAAUCUGUGCUAAUGUUACCAGCGAAGAAUGAAUCAUUUUCACUUAAGCAGCUCUCUGAGGCACUGAGCUCCAGCCAGCCAAGAAAUGGACCCCUUGGUAUACUGGGGAGCAAUCUUAGUGCAGAGCAGCAGAAAUUGCUGAACAAAUUAGCAACAGUCCUGAAGGCCCAGAGGUGCACUGAAUUUAACAGCAGAGUAACUCAUCUUGUUAUCCCUGAUGUUCCAAUGCCAACUACUGUCAAAUGCAUGAUGGCUCUUCUGACUGGAUGUUGGGUCCUCAAGUUUGAAUGGGUCCAAGCCUGUCUGCAGAGCUCAGUCCGAGAACAAGAAGAGAAGUACGAGGUGCAAGGUGGCCCCCGGCGAGGGCGGCUCAACAGGGAGCAGCUGCUGCCUAAAUUGUUUGAUGGGUGCUACUUCUAUUUUUUGGGACCUUUCAAACAGCACAAGAAGAGUGAUCUGCUGGAGCUGGUGAAGGCAGCAGGUGGCCAGGUCCUGCUGAGGCAGCCCAAACCAGACAGUGAUGUGACACAGACCAUCAACACCGUGGCCUACCAUGCAGAGCCCACCUCUGACCAGAGGCUCUGCACUCAGUAUGUCAUCUAUGACGUGGCUUCCAAGUUCCAGCCAGACAAAAUCCGCCAGGGCAAGGUGUGGAUGGCCCCCUCCAGCUGGCUCAUAGACUGUGUGCUGGCAUUUCAGCUCCUGCCUGUCCAGUGAACAGCAGAUAGCAUCCCUUCAGUCUUGGGCAGCUGGGAUGCUCUGGCAAAUUGCUCUGAAGCUGGCUUUUCUGUUUGGGAUUCAGGAGAGCUUUGAGCAUUUAAGUGAGUUAUUAAGGUGACUGAUAUGCUGGAAUAAAUGAAUGUACAGUGAAGGAGAGGAUUGAAAAGUGUGCUUGGCGUAUUUAAUAUGCUUUAUUUUUGCAUUGAACUUAAUGCUUAAUAAAUAAUCACUGACAUUUUGUAACUGGGAUUUUGCAAAAUGAAACCUUUUGCUUUCUUGAUUUGAACCAGCCCUUUGUCAGCAAUUGAGCAUGACCCCAUUUAUGGUGUGUUUAACAUCCAUUGAUCAACAUCUACUGUAUUUAUCAAGAUUUCCCAGGCCAGAAUUUAUAGUUUUGAAUAGAAAGGAUUCCAUGCAUUUGAAUCUGUGCAGACAUGUCAGGUGAUGUGUGACAUUUAUUAAAACUUCUUAAAACUGAAUUUUGCUGGAAAUUCUUAGCAUGGGAUAAGUUUUGUUGAAAUCAGAGUUAAACAAAUGACCUGAAUUCAUCUGGAAGCUCACUUCUGAGAACACUGUAUUUAAAAAUCUUGGUCUAAAAAUUUACUUAUUUGUAAAAAGAUUGAUGCUUUAUUUCUGUCCUCAUCCAUGCUUGUAAACAUGUAACUAGAAUCCAGUUCUAUUUUCUGAAGGCUUUUAGCAUUGAGAUCCUUACUUAAUUAUUAUAAUAAAUAUUUUUGUAAAUUUA